Messenger RNA from Scylla paramamosain (green mud crab), 756 nucleotides. RefSeq names its product general transcription factor II-I repeat domain-containing protein 2B-like. The coding region runs from base 1 to 756 and encodes 251 amino acids. Gene Ontology annotation, molecular function: protein dimerization activity. The record is from RefSeq and is a predicted model, not a curated record. Lineage: Eukaryota; Metazoa; Arthropoda; Malacostraca; Decapoda; Portunidae. The transcript has a single exon.
AUGCUUAUGCGCUUUUAUGAACUGCGUGAUGAAGUCAAGCAAUUCAUGGAGAUGAAGGGAACACCUGUCAGGGAACUCAGUGAUAGCAAGUGGCUGUGUGAUCUUGCUUUCAUGGUUGACAUUACCAAGUAUCUCUCAGAGCUGAACGUCAAGCUGCAGGGCCCCAACCAGCUUCUCAGCUCUCUGCUUUCACACGUGAAAUCAUUUGAAGCUAAAUUAAAGCUGUGGAAAGUGCAACUCGAAAGAAGUAACACUGUGCAUUUCCCCACUCUGCAAGAACAAAAUCCUUCUACAACGGAUGAAUAUGCUGGUGAGUGUGCGAAACUAAUUGAGGCAUUUAGUGAAAGGUUCAAGGACGUGAAAAGUAAACAACAGGAGUUGAACAUCUUCGCUACACCAUUUAAUGUGGAACCAGCUGAUGUGCCUGAUAACCUGCAACACGAAAUAAUUCAGCUGCAAAGCGAUGAUGAGCUGAAAGCUAGGUACAACAACCUCUCACUGCUUGAGUUCUACAGACGUUACGUAAGUGCUGAUGAUUUUCCUAUUUUGAGGAGACAUGCACUGAAAUAUGCAUCUGUGUUCGGAACGACUUACUGCUGCGAGCAGUUCUUCUCAAAACUUACCCUGGCAAAGAGUAGACUGCGCUCCAGACUGACCGAUGCAAACCUGGAAAACCAGUUGCGAGUAGCAUCAUCAACAGUACCACCUAACAUCACGCGCCUCGCCAAAGAGAAGCAGUUCCAGCCGUCACAUUAG